This is a messenger RNA of Monomorium pharaonis (pharaoh ant), 2721 nucleotides long. RefSeq names its product proline-rich extensin-like protein EPR1. The record is from RefSeq and is a predicted model, not a curated record. The coding region runs from base 1 to 2721 and encodes 906 amino acids. The transcript is spliced from 4 exons. NCBI's taxonomy places the organism in Eukaryota, Metazoa, Arthropoda, Insecta, Hymenoptera, Formicidae.
AUGCGUUAUUGGAAGCUGCUGUGGGCGGCCGUUCUGGUGGCCGUGCUCUCCACGUGUCAUGCAGAUGCAAACCGUGAGAGAAGCAAACGUGCGAUAGAGAACAGCCCACAGUUUCAAGGUUAUAUCUAUGAACCGCCGUCUAAGCCUUUUACUUUACCCACUGAAGGAUCACGGACAAGUCUAGUGACGUUAAGGCCAACGACAGUGACAUUGCCACCGUAUACUUAUACUACUCCAAGGAUUCAAACAACGAUAAGAACAGUACCACCGCCACCAAGAACAUCAACACGUAUAGUGACAGAAGGAUAUACAUAUACAACUCCAAGAACUCCAUUCCCACCAACACCACCACCACCACCUAGAACACCGCCAACGCCACCACCACCACCAAGAACGUCAACAAGUGUGAUAACAGAGAGAUAUACAUAUACAACUCCAAGAACUCCAUUCCCACCAUAUACUUACACAACUCCAAGGAUUCAAACAACAAUAAGAACACUGCCACCGCCACCAAGAACGCCACCACCACCACCUAGAACGCCGCCACCUCCUCCGAGAACACCACCACCACCACCAAGAACGCCACCACCACCUCCGAGAACACCACCACCUCCUCCGAGAACGCCGCCACCACCACCACCAAGAACAACUGAAGGAUACGUUUAUUCAACUCCAGGAACAGAGUUUACAUUGCCACCAAGAACACCGCCACCAAGAACACAGCCACCAAGAACACAGCCACCAAGAACACCGCCACCAAGAACACCGCCACCAAGAACACCGCCACCAAGAACACCGCCACCAAGAACACCGCCGCCACAAACACAACCACCAUAUUUACCACCUGUUAAAACGCCGCCACCAUAUACUCCUCCCCCGAGGACACCACCUCCUCAAACUUUUCCACCAAUAACACGGCCGCCAUACACGCCACCGCCAUAUACCCCUCCCUCGAGAACACCACCUCCUCAAACUCCUCCACCAAGAACGCCGCCACCAUAUAUUCCUCCCCCGAGAACACCACCUCCUCAAACUCCUCCACCAAGAACACCACCACCAUAUAUUCCUCCACCGAGAACACCGCCACCAUACACGCGGCCUCCUCAAACUCCUCCACCAAGAACGCCGCCGCCAUAUACGCCUCCUCCAAGAACACCGCCUCCUCAAACUCCCCCACCAAGAACACCACCGCCAUAUACGCCACCGCCAUAUACUCCUCCCCCUAGAACACCACCUCCUCAAACUCCUCCACCAAGAACACCGCCGCCAUAUACACCACCGCCAUAUACUCUUCCCCCUAGAACACCACCUCCUCAAACUCCUCCACCAAGAACACCGCCACCAUACACGCCUCCUCCACAAACACCUCCACCAAGAACACCAGCAACAUAUUUACCACCUGUCAAAACCCCACCACCAAGAACGCCACCACCAUAUACUCCUCCCCCGAGAACACCACCUCCUCAAACUCCUCCACCAAGAACACCGCCGCCAUAUACGCCACCGCCAUAUACUCCUCCCCCGAGAACACCACCUCCUCAAACUCCUCCACCAAGAACACAGCCACCAUAUACGCCACCGCCAUAUACUCCUCCCCCGAGAACACCACCUCCUCAAACCCCUCCACCAAGAACACCGCCGCCAUAUACACCACCGCCAUAUACUCCUCCCCCGAGAACACCACCUCCUCAAACUCCUCCACCAAGAACACCACCACCAUAUAUUCCUCCCCCAAGAACACCACCUCCUCAAACUCCUCCACCAAGAACACCGCCGCCAUAUACGCCACCGCCAUACACUCCUCCCCCGAGAACACCACCUCCUCAAACUCCUCCACCAAGAACACCGCCACCAUAUAUUCCUCCUCCGAGAACACCUCCUCCGCAAACUCCUCCACCAAGAACUCCACCUCCCCGAACGCCAGGAUAUGUAUAUACUACGCCACCAACAAUCUUUACUUUCCCUCCUGCAACCAGGCCAACACUACCUCCUCCACUUCCACCUAAAACUGCACCUUCUUACCUACCGCCUUCUCCAACUAGACCUCCUUAUGUACCGCCAACUCCAAGGACAACAACAGAAGGAUAUGACUAUGAAGCUGGCUCAUUUGACAAUGAACAAGGAACGUAUUCUCCUACCAAAAGACCAACUACUCCACGAUUACCACCAACUACUGAAAGAUUUACCCCAAGAGUUACUACACAAUAUACCACACGACCUACUCCUCGCUUGACUACUCGAGUCACUCCGCCAUCUACCUAUCUUCCGCCUUACUCUACGCCACCCACUAGAUACACUCCAACCACAACCAGAUACACUCCAACCACGACCAGAUACACUCCAACUACGACUAGAUAUACUCCAACCACAACUAGAUACACUCCAACGAGAUAUACUCCAACUACGACCAGAUAUACGCCUACCACUACAAAAUAUACUCCAACUGUAAGAACGACUUAUUCGACUAGCACAUACACUCAAACCACGGGUACUCGACCACCACCGUAUCUUCCACCGUCAACCCCGAGGCCAGUAUAUCCAACUGUGACGGCGCCACCGCCACCCUCGCCGAUUUACAGCAUUACACCCAGCACGCCGACAUUGCCGCCACCGACUGGAAGACCGGCACCACCUCCAACUCUGCCGCCCACGACACCCAGGCCAACAUUAGGAUACAAUUACCCGAUUCCCGAUAUUCCGUUUGAUACUCGCAAACGAUGA